Molecule: messenger RNA, 1791 nt
Organism: Phalaenopsis equestris
Lineage: Eukaryota; Viridiplantae; Streptophyta; Magnoliopsida; Asparagales; Orchidaceae
Product: probable 26S proteasome non-ATPase regulatory subunit 3
Exons: 8
Coding region: 156-1625 (489 amino acids)
Biological process (GO): regulation of protein catabolic process; ubiquitin-dependent protein catabolic process
Cellular component (GO): proteasome complex; proteasome regulatory particle, lid subcomplex
Molecular function (GO): enzyme regulator activity
Source: RefSeq, a predicted model, not a curated record
CAAGAGCUCUUCGCGAUAGGAUCCCUAAUAAGCUUUCUACUUUUCACUAUAGUCUUCCAAUUCAAUCGCCCCUCUCAUCUUCUCCAUCUCCGUUCUCCGAUACCUGAUUCUUCUUGUCAACUCCAAUCCCUCGGAUUUUCUACAGAGACGGCGGAAUGACUCAAGAGGUCGAGAUGCAAGAGGCACAGGAGCCCUCAAACUCGGUGCACUCCGCCUCCUUUCCAUCCACCCUUCUGCAUCUGAAGGAGAUUGCAUCUGUUAUCGAGACUGGGGCCUAUGCGAAGGAGGUGCGUCGGAUUGUGCGGGCUGUGCGCUUGACGAUCAUGCUUCGACGAAAGCUGAAAGCUUCCACUCUGUUGGCUUUCCUCCAUUUCGCCCUCGCACCGGGCUCAGAAGCUCAUUCUAACUUGACCUCCUAUCUGCCUAGGGAAGAUGAACGUGAUAUGGAUGUUGAUACUGCAUCUUCAGCUGCACAAUUUCCUGCCAAGUAUUUUUUGCCUGAGAUUGAAAUCUACUGUUACUUGCUGGUGCUUAUUUUUCUGAUUGAUCAGAAACGAUAUGAUGAGGCUAAAGCUUGUUCCUCUGCUAGUAUUGCUCGUCUUAAAAACAUAAACAGAAGGACAGUUGAUAUUUUAGCAUCUAGGCUAUAUUUUUAUUAUUCAUUGAGCCAUGAACUCACAAACAGCCUUGCUGAAAUUCGCGGAAAUCUUCUUGCCCUUCAUAGAAUGGCCACCUUAAGACAUGAUGAACUGGGUCAGGAAACCCUUCUUAAUCUUCUUCUUAGGAACUACCUUCACUACAACUUAUAUGAUCAAGCUGAGAAGCUAAGAUCCAAGGCGCCACGUUUUGAAGCCCAUUCUAAUCAACAGUUUUGCCGCUAUUUAUUCUAUCUGGGCAAAAUAAGAACCAUUCAGUUGGAGUACACAGACGCCAAAGAGUCUCUCCUCCAAGCCGCUCGUAAGGCCCCCGUCGCCGCUCGAGGCUUCAGAAUUCAAUGCAACAAAUGGGCCGUCAUUGUCCGAUUACUUCUCGGCGAAAUCCCGGAGAGAACUGUUUUCAUGCAGAAAGGAAUGAAGAAGGCUCUCACUCCCUACUUCGAGCUCACAAAUGCCGUGAGGAUCGGCGAUCUCGAGCUCUUCAGAACCGUUGCGGAGAAAUUUUCCACCACAUUCAGUUCCGAUCGGACCAACAAUCUAAUCGUGAGGCUCCGACACAACGUGAUUCGAACCGGACUUCGCAACAUCAGCAUCUCCUACUCUCGAAUCUCGCUCUCCGAUGUUGCGAAGAAGCUGCGGCUGCACUCUGACAAUCCCGUCGCCGAUGCCGAGAGCAUCGUCGCGAAGGCGAUUCGAGAUGGCGCGAUCGAUGCGACCAUCGAUCACGCGAAUGGAUGGAUGAUUUCGAAGGAGACGGGCGACAUUUAUUCAACGAAUGAGCCUCAGAUUGCUUUCCAUUCAAGAAUUGCCUUCUGCCUCAACAUGCAUAAUGAAGCAGUGAAGGCGCUGAGGUUCCCGCCUAAUUCGCAUAAGGAGAAGGAGAGUGCGGAGAAGAGGAGGGAGAGGCAGCAGCAGGAGCAGGAGCUCGCGAAGCACAUUGCCGAGGAGGAUGAUGAUGAUGAUUUCUGAAAUUUUGAUCAUGUCUGGUAUAAUGGCGGCUUUUUGGUCCGUCUCUGCUGCACUUCUGCAUGAAUUUAUUGUUGUGAUGUCUGUGUGCUUUUGAUGAAUUUUGGGGUUUGGUUUGGAUUCAUGAACAGUUUUAAUUCCUCUUAUUUGAUUAUCUUUAUUUGUGUUG